UUCACUUUACGUCACAUCAUUUGAUAUUUUUCCCACUGCUCUCUCUCUCUCUCUCUAUUCAGACACAGGGUGUUGAACGUUGAAUCAGUUUUGUUUUUUCCACAUUAUAUAUGUGUCUCCUUUGAUCAUUUUUAUGCAUUUCCCUCAGAGCUUCAGCUUUUCAGAGGACCACUCAGUACUGGAUGAUAUGAGAACACCUCAGUAAACAGAGAAGUCGUCAACAUGAAGCAGUGGAGAGUCGUUUUGAUGUGUCUCACAUUAUCAUGGAGGCUACAAACAGCAUUAACCCAAACACAUGAAGUGGUUUGUCCUGGUACACAGAACGGAAUGAGCUCCACUGGCUCUCAGGAGAAUCAGUAUAACCUGAUUAAGGAGCGCUAUGACGGCUGUGAGAUUAUCAUGGGAAACCUGGAGAUCACUCAGAUUGAGAGGAACUGGGAUUUCUCCUUCCUCAAAACGAUCCGCGAGGUGACCGGCUACGUCCUCAUUGUCAUGAACCACUUUCAGGAGAUUCCUUUGGGGCAGCUGCGGAUCAUCAGAGGAAACAGCCUUUAUGAAAGACGCUUUGCCCUCGCUGUCUUCUUCAACUACCCCAAAGACGGCUCCAACGGUCUGAGGCAGCUCGGGCUCGGGAAUCUGACAGAGAUUCUGGAGGGAGGAGUGCAGAUCAUCAACAACAAGUACCUGAGUUAUGGCCCCUGGAUCUUCUGGCAAGAUAUCAUCAGGGACAGCAGCGCCGCUAUCGACAUCCGGUUCAACGGAGAGAGAGGCCCCUGCCACAAAUCCUGUGGAGAUUACUGCUGGGGGCCAAAUGGGGACCAGUGUCAGAUCCUGACUAAGACGGUGUGCGCUCCACAGUGUAACGGCCGCUGUUUUGGGACCAGCCCCAGAGACUGCUGUCAUAUAGAGUGUGCAGCAGGAUGCAAGGGGCCUCGAGACGUGGACUGCUUUGCAUGCCGUCAUUUCAACGACUCUGGAGCCUGUGUGCCUCAGUGUCCCCAGACUCUGAUCUAUAACAAACAGACGUUUCAAAUGGAGACGAAUCCUAAUGCAAAAUAUCAGUAUGGCUCCAUCUGCGUCUCUCAGUGCCCCACACAUUUUCUGGUGGACGGUAGCUCCUGCGUGAGCGUUUGUCCUCCGGACAAGAAGGAGGUGGAGAGAGAAGGCCAGAAGCAGUGCGAGCUCUGCAGUGGACUCUGCCCCAAAGUGUGUGAAGGAACAGGCGCUGAGAACAGACAGACCGUGGACGCCAGCAACAUUGACAGCUUCAUCAACUGCACCAAGAUCCAGGGCAGUCUUCACUUCCUGGUCACAGGGAUUCUUGGAGAUGACUUUAAAAACAUCCCACCACUGGAUGUCAAAAAGCUGGAGGUAUUCCACACAGUCCGAGAAAUAACAGAUAUUCUAAACAUCCAGUCAUGGCCCAAAGAGCUGACUGACCUGUCCGUGUUUUCGAGUCUCACUACAAUUCAAGGGAGGUCGCUCUACAAACGUUUUUCUCUGAUGGUGAUGCAUAUCCCCACUCUGACCUCACUGGGUCUGCGCUCCCUCCGGGAGAUCAGUGAUGGCAGCGUGUACAUCAGUCAGAACGCCAACCUCUGUUACCACCACACUGUAAACUGGACACAGCUGUUCAGAGGACGCAGAGUUCGAGUCAACAACCUUAACAACAACAGGCCGCUGGCAGAAUGUGUUGCAGAAGGCUACAUGUGCGACCCACUGUGCUCAGACUCAGGCUGCUGGGGCCCGGGGCCCGACCAGUGUCUCUCCUGUAGGAACUACAGCCGAAAUGACACGUGUGUGGGCAGCUGUAAUUUCAACGCCAGAGCUCCGAGGGAAUUUGCAGGGCCCAAUGGGGAAUGUGUUGCCUGUCAUCCAGAGUGUAAGCCUCAGCAUGGGACAGUCAGCUGUACAGGACCGGGCGCAGAUGAGUGUGUGGAAUGCGCCAACCUUCGAGAUGGUCCGUACUGCAUGUCCUCCUGUCCCACUGGUGUAAAUGAUGGACAGAAGGGACUAAUCUUCAAAUAUCCCACCAGGGAGGGUCACUGUGAAUCAUGUCACCACAACUGCACACAGGGAUGUUCAGGCCCAGGAUUGAAUGACUGUUUACAGACAGGCAGACUGUCGGUUAGCAGUGGUCAGAUCACAGGUAUAGCUCUGGGUGUGCCGGCCGGCUUGAUUUUCUGCCUGGUGUUGUUUUUCCUGGGAGUGCUGUACCACCGAGGCCUGGCAAUCCGCCGCAAGAGAGCCAUGCGGCGAUACCUGGAGAGUGGAGAGAGCUUUGAGCCGCUGGGUCCUGGAGAGAAAGGCACCAAGGUUCACGCUCGCAUUUUGAGGCCCUCAGAGCUGAAGAAACUCAAAGCUCUAGGCUCGGGAGUGUUUGGAACAGUGCACAAGGGAUUUUGGACUCCCGAGGGAGAGACUGUGAAGAUCCCUGUGGCCAUCAAGGCCAUCCAGGACAGCUCAGGUCGACAGACCUUCACUGAAAUCACUGAUCACAUGCUGUCCAUGGGCAGCCUGGACCAUCCUUACAUUGUGAGGCUGCUGGGCAUCUGUCCAGGUCCCAGUCUGCAGCUGGUGACACAGCUCAUUUUGCAGGGUUCCUUACUGGAACACAUCAGGCAUCACAAGAGCAGCCUGGACCCCCAGCGUCUGCUCAACUGGUGUGUGCAGAUUGCUAAAGGUAUGUACUACCUGGAGGAACACUGCGUCGUCCACAGGAACCUGGCGGCCCGUAACAUCCUGCUGAAGAACGACUACCAGGUCCAGAUCUCUGACUAUGGUGUGGCUGACCUCCUUUAUCCCGAUGACAAGAAAUAUGUCUACACUGACACCAAGACUCCUUUAAAAUGGAUGGCACUUGAAAGUAUCUUGUUUCGCAGAUACACUCAUCAAAGUGAUGUUUGGAGUUAUGGGGUGACAGUGUGGGAGAUGAUGUCGUUUGGAGCAGAGCCGUAUGCGUCCGUGCAUCCUCAGGAAGUGCCAAGUCUGCUGGAGAAGGGCGAGCGUCUUUCACAGCCGCACAUCUGUACCAUAGAUGUCUACAUGGUCAUGGUUAAAUGUUGGAUGAUCGAUGAAAACAUAAGGCCAACCUUCAAAGAGCUGGCCAGUGAUUUUACUCGUAUGGCAAGAGACCCACCAAGAUACCUCGUUAUCAAGCUGGAAGGAGAAGCAGCCUCAGAAGAAAUCAAUCGAAGAGGAUCCGAGCGAGGACUUCUGGAUACAGAUCUAGAAGACCCAGAUGAAGCUGGACUGGAGGACGGUUUGACGACUCCUCCCCUUCAACACUCUCCAUCUUGGAGUCUGUCCCGUUCUCGUAUUAAUUCAUACCGGAGCGGCACCUCUCAGUCUGGGCCUAUUGGAUACCUGCCAAUGACACCGAGUCCUCUCGACAGCAUCCGCCAGCUGUGGUUCCAGAGAACUCGGCUGAGCUCUGUGCGGACGCUGCCUGACAGGUCAGAGGUCAGGGGGAGUGGCAGAGAGGCGGAAUGGCACGAGGAGGUCCUGCAGAGUGCCAGUCUUUACAGGGGCAGAUUUGGCUCAGAGAGAGGUAAUCCUCGUACAGCCAUCGGCCGACACAGGAAACUCUCAACGGCAUCAACUCCAUCCUCAUACAAGGUGUGGAAGGCAGAGGAAGAGGAUGAGGUGGACCAUGACGGCUAUGUCCUGCCCGUGUCUCCUGUCUCUCCAGAGAGAGUCUCUAGAGUCUCUCAUUCUGGCCGAAGAAACCCAAGACUGAAGACUAAUCUGGCUCUGGUGGUGAAAAAUCCUUCCCAGGAAUAUGAAAUCAUGAGCAAAGAGUCUCCUCCUGGCUCAGGCAGCAGUUUCUCAUCUCACACAGUUGCCAUGUCUGGGGCCCCUUUCAGUACGACCUCACCUUUACCUUCGCCAACCUUCACGGUUUCCUCACCCGUCCAAACCACAGCAGACGUGGAAACAACAUCAAUCUCAACCGCAAGGAGCAAACAAGAGGAUGACGAUUGUGAGGACCAUAAAGACUCCAGAGAGAAAAAUCAGCAAACUGAGCGCACAGAGGAAGACCAGGAAGAGGCAGUGCAAGGAAUGGGCAGGUAUGAAUACAUGGAUAUCAGGCGCACUGACUCCUCAGAGGGAGAGGAUUCAGCAUGGGAGAGACAAACAUCUGCAACAGAGACACAGGAAACGGACCAAGCAGUGGACAUGCUGGAAAAAGAGCACCAGGGUGAAGAGGAGAGGUGCCACUACAACACUAAUAAGCACCCCACACAUCCAGAGAAUCUGAGUGGCCUGGUCAUGCCCACACCAGCUGUGCUCACAUCUGGGGAAGAGGAGGUGGAGGAGUAUGAGGAGAUGACCAGAUUUGGAGUGGUGCCCAGUGAGUGGAAUCAGUCAGACUACCAGAAUGUUCCAGUGAAGGGAAGAGCUGUUUCAGAGGAAAUGGGCGGGGGCAAGUGUGUGGGGAUCAGGGGAUACAUCAAGGUGUGUGCAGGCAUGGGGGAACCUGGCAGCAACACAUCGUUUGACAACCCAGACUACUGGCACAGCAGACUGUUCCUCAAACCAGAUGCUGUACGCACCUAAUAAUGUGGAGUGGGACAGACAUUACUUUGGCACCGGUCAUAAAUCUGCAUAGAUUUGUAAUAUUUAAAUAUGUCCGACAAGCUUUUAAAGAUAAAAAUAAUAAUGAGUAUUAAAAACAUUACACAAUUGAAUGUGAUGUUACUGCUUUAUAUGCAGUAAAUAAAUGUUUAUGAGCCAUAAAUGUGCCAAAAUACUGUUAUAACAGUAAUUUGUAGUAGGGAUGGGACAAUACCACUUUUUUGUAUCUGAUACCAAUGUCACAAACUCGA
Molecule: messenger RNA, 4829 nt
Organism: Solea senegalensis (Senegalese sole)
Lineage: Eukaryota; Metazoa; Chordata; Actinopteri; Pleuronectiformes; Soleidae
Gene: erbb3b
Product: erb-b2 receptor tyrosine kinase 3b
Exons: 28
Coding region: 223-4560 (1445 amino acids)
Biological process (GO): nervous system development; cell surface receptor protein tyrosine kinase signaling pathway; positive regulation of cell population proliferation
Cellular component (GO): signaling receptor complex; basal plasma membrane
Molecular function (GO): neuregulin receptor activity; neuregulin binding; protein tyrosine kinase activity
Source: RefSeq, a predicted model, not a curated record